Molecule: messenger RNA, 655 nt
Organism: Aegilops tauschii subsp. strangulata
Lineage: Eukaryota; Viridiplantae; Streptophyta; Magnoliopsida; Poales; Poaceae
Product: calvin cycle protein CP12-2, chloroplastic
Biological process (GO): negative regulation of reductive pentose-phosphate cycle
Cellular component (GO): chloroplast
Source: RefSeq, a predicted model, not a curated record
CGCAUCAAACGCAACAACUUGUUACAGCCUAACCACAUAAAAUUUCGGCCGAUCCACCACACCCUGCAAUGGCGUCCGCGCUCACCAACGUGAGCCUGUCUACCUUCGCGCCCACGGCCAGGGGCGACGUCCUGGCGAGGCCGCAGGUGGCCCCCGCCCGCGUCACCUUCCCGACGGCGUACCGCGGCAGCGGCGCCCUCUCCUGCAGGGCGGGCGGGCCGGCCACGCCGCCGGGCAUCUCCGACAAGAUGUCGGACAGCAUCAAGGAGGCCCAGGAGACGUGCUCGGAGGACGCCGCCAGCGGCGAGUGCGCCGCGGCGUGGGACGAGGUGGAGGAGCUCAGCGCCGCGGCCAGCCACGCCCGGGACAAGCUCAAGGACUCGGACCCGCUCGAGAACUACUGCAAGGAGAACCCCGAGACCGACGAGUGCCGCACCUACGACAGCUGAGCGUACGUGCUAAUUUGUUCUGGACGGCGGAUAGUGAAGCUGGACGUGGUGUUCUUGGCUCAUGGGAGCCCGAGAAACCUGCUAUGUCUCAACCUACCGUUACUUACACGAUCGGGAUGUAUGUAGUAAAAACGCGCCAAAUAUUUUCCCAGGGACAUACGUGGUUGAUAUACAAUUGAUAUUACAGACGUUUAUUUAAAGUUGUA